Pestalotiopsis fici W106-1 is the source of this 819-nucleotide messenger RNA. RefSeq lists its product as uncharacterized. The transcript has 2 exons. Bases 1 to 819 code for a protein of 272 amino acids. NCBI's taxonomy places the organism in Eukaryota, Fungi, Ascomycota, Sordariomycetes, Amphisphaeriales, Sporocadaceae. The record is from RefSeq and is a predicted model, not a curated record.
AUGGAAGAAACGACGUUAGGCCCAGAAGCACGCCUCCGCUUGAAGCGGGCAGAGCUCUUGCCUAAUCUCUACGGUCCUGGCUAUUACGAGAGCGAAUUGCAAAAGAAGGAGAACGAAAUCCAGAAGCUUCUCAACCAAGUCACCAAGCUCCAACAGGAGACGCAAGAGCUGCGCAGGGAGAAGGUCAACCAAAAGCUCGCAGAGGUCAAGCUGGGCAGGGAGAAGGACAAGCUCACCCACACCAUUAACAUGAUGGAAUGCAGAUACCAAAAACUCGAGGCUAGCACUCAAACCCUCAUCCGACAGCACCAGCAGCUCGAUACGUCCAAAGAAAUGGAUUUGCAGCAACACCAAGCCCAAAUCCAUCAACUCCAGAAGGAUGGCGAAACACAGAGACAAGUCAUUGCCGCUAUGGAGGAUGACGUCGACGAGCUCAAGUUCAAGUUGCAAAAGGAGAAGCAGGAGUUCCAGUGGCGUCUCGGUGCCGUGGCAAGCAAGGCGUUAGUCGAAAGCAAUGAGCGACACGUCCUUCGGAGGGAGAGAUCGCGCCAGAACCAACGGCUGAAGAAUCAAGGAGAGAUGGUGGAGCAUCAGACGAAAUAUCUCGAGUAUCUUACCAACGAACUGAACAAGUCAAAGGCUGCCCAAGCCGAUCUCGCACGCCAGUCCGACACGAACGAAGGCCGGGUAAAGGGAUGGAAGAGCGCACAUGCUUCUGCGAUGCAAAGAAUUGAUGAACUGACCGAUCAAAUAUGCAAGGGCGUAGCAGAACAGAAGACACCUUACGAGCCGAGCAGUCUGCUUCGUGGAGAAAGAUGA